AUGUAUCGUUUUAUUCAAAAAAACUACCGGAAUGUCAUGACACGGGCAUUUUCAGAAUUCCCAGAGUCAGUACUAAAAGACGAAAAAAUUUCUCAGAAGGUGAGAAGACAGGUUUUACCCCGUUGUCAUCGCAAACUAUAUACACUAACCGUUCGUGAAGAAAAUGAGGAAAAUAUUCGUGAUUUUCUUCCCCCCAAACCUAUUGUUCCAACCGGGUGGAAACUUGAACAUCAAUUAAAUAGCAAUAGAUUCGAUCUUCGAAAAACGGUUAAUAUUCGGGAUUUUGGGAGAGAGGAAUUACAUGUUAUAGCCUUAAUGGAGGUAAAACAGUAUGAAGGAACGUAUCGCAUGGAUAAUGGAGAACGUGAAGAAGAAGAGUACCUUUUUUUUUCUUUGUUUGUUCAAAAAGAGCGAUUUCCAGGAGGGUUGGAGUUUGGGCUGACAUCCAUAGAUAUGGAGUUGGUAAUGGAUUCAUUAGCUAUUCACAGCAACCAAGAAGAUUUAGAUGUUGCACGUGAUUCCCUUUUAUCGACGAGUAACUUGAUCGAUUCACCUAAAAAACACGGACAAAAGAGAAACUUGGAUUGUCGACGAAGAAGGGACAGACGAUAUCGUGGGCCUAUGCUAAAUGAAUUAGAUGAUGACUUUUCUGAUGAAAUUCUUGAUUACCUUGAUGAAAGAGGUGUAAAUAACGGAUUUGCGGAGUACAUAAUGGCACAAGCACAUUUUUUUGAGCAAGAGGAAUACCUUAAUUGGUUGCGUCUCCUGAGACAAUUUGCUCAGUAG
Molecule: messenger RNA, 786 nt
Organism: Trypanosoma theileri
Lineage: Eukaryota; Euglenozoa; Kinetoplastea; Trypanosomatida; Trypanosomatidae
Exons: 1
Coding region: 1-786 (261 amino acids)
Cellular component (GO): mitochondrial matrix
Source: RefSeq, a predicted model, not a curated record